Messenger RNA from Eimeria tenella, 5295 nucleotides. RefSeq lists its product as uncharacterized. Gene Ontology annotation, biological process: negative regulation of fatty acid biosynthetic process; positive regulation of transcription by RNA polymerase II; double-strand break repair via homologous recombination. Gene Ontology annotation, cellular component: BRCA1-BARD1 complex; plasma membrane; BRCA1-A complex. The transcript has 2 exons. NCBI's taxonomy places the organism in Eukaryota, Apicomplexa, Conoidasida, Eucoccidiorida, Eimeriidae. Gene Ontology annotation, molecular function: ubiquitin-protein transferase activity. Bases 1 to 5295 code for a protein of 1764 amino acids. The record is from RefSeq and is a predicted model, not a curated record.
AUGAUGCCCCCCUUAGCCUCUCUAGGCCCCGAUUGGCUGCAGCAGCCAAGCCAGCCGGCCUCGAGGGGCCCCCGCCCGCAGCUCCCCGCAGCAGGGGGGCCCCGGGGGGCCCCCAAGGGGGUCCCUGGGGUCCCCCCGGCUCCCCUGGCAGCUGAACCCUCUAGGGGGCCCCCCGAGGGCCCCCAGGGGGGCCCCCUGGACCCAAACCUCUUCAGCCCCAAGUGGCUGCCAAGUUGGGUCCGCAGGCAGCUGCUGCAGCGGGCGAGUGCCCGCGACUGGCCGCCGUGCUGCCCUGUGUGCACUGCGCGCUGCAAGCAGCAGCAGCAAAUGCAGCAGCGGCAGCAGCAGCAGCAGCAGCUGUACAGGAGGUAUACAGCUGCUGUCUGCAGCAGGAGUAGACUGGAAGCUUCGCCUGCUGCUGCGACUUCUGCAAGGCGGGGCAGUCGGCUGCGUUCCCCCGAUGCCGCGAGCUUGCCUGCUGCAGUAGCAGCAGCAGCUGCUGCUGCUCCUGCUGCUGCUGCUGCUGCUGACGCCCGCAGGGACGCCCUGCUUGGGCGAUCCCGACUGGGCGUCGGAGGCAGCGAAGAGCUCCUGCAGGAUCGCCAGAGUCAUGUGCCUCUUUCCACGGGCCUCACGCCAGGCCUUGAAAGACUGCACGUACGGCGCAUGUCCCCUAAGAAACUUCGGCAGCAACAGCAGCAGCAGCAGCAGCAGCAGCAUUCAGCUCUUCCUGCUGCUGCAGCAGGCGCAGUUGCCCCCCUCUUCAUGGCUUCUGCUGCAGCGCUGCGUCACUCAGAGCCCAGCGGCAGCCGGCUGCGUUCCCCCGCGUUCGGCCGCUGCAGCUGCUCUCCGCGCCCCCAGAAGCAGCAGCAGCAGCAGCAGCAGCAGCAGCAGCGCAUCGGGGCCCUGGAUUCCUACGUGUGGAUGCUGGCCUUCGACCCCAGAGACCUUCCCCGUCUUCGGGCUGUCAAUUCUGAGGGCCGCAGAUUCGCGCAAGAGGCCCUCAGCCGCAUGCAGCAGGCGCUGCAGCUGCUGCAGCUGCUGCAGGACCCUGCAGCAGCAGAGCGGCCCCUGGGGGGCCCCCCUGUACAGCAGAAGGCCCGCAGCGCCCAAGGGGGGCCCCCAAGGCCUGAGGCUCUCAGGCCGUGGCUGCUCGAUGCGGCUCUGUUUGGCUGGCAGCAGUCGUUCAACAGCGAAGUGCAGCAGCAGCAGCAGCAGCAGCAGCAGCAGAAAAGGCCGAACCUGCUCGAAACAGGCUGUUGCGAGUGGGCUGCUUGGCGGGAGCGAGAGAGUAGCAGAGAUGGAGCAGCAGCAGCAUCGGCGGCUGCAGCAGCGGGCGACCCGCAAGCAGCAGCAGCAGCAGCAACAGCGACUGCACCAUGGGCUGCUGCUGCUGCAGGGUACGAGAGAAUUUCUCCUGCUGCUGCUGCGCUGCUGGCGACGCAGCGGCGGCCUGUUGUGCUGGCGGGGCGCAUAGGUACUGCAGAGGUGAAGGGGCAGUGGGUGGAGUACUGCGAAGCCACAGUGCUGCUGCUUCCUUGCAGCAGCAGCAGCAGCAGCAAGUGCAGCAAGUGCAGCAAGUGCUGCGACGCGCUGGCAGGCAUUCCAUUCAUGCCGGAUCUCCAGCAUCGCAUUCAGGUGUAUUUUCGGCGGCACUGCCAGCAUCUAGGUAGCCAGCUGCUGCAGCACGGGCAGCAGCAGCAGCACAAAAUGCUGCUGCUGCUGCCGCCAAAAGGAGUAGAGGAGCUCCUGAGCGGAGAGAAAAGCGCCCAGUCAGACGCCGCUGCUGCAGCUGCCUUUGUAGACGCGUGCGAGAAACAGCGACAGCGCGAGAGGCUGCAGCAGCAGCAGCAGCAGCAGCAAAAGCAGCAGCAGCAACAACAGCAGCAGCAACAGCAGCAGCAGCAACAGCAGCAGGAGCAACAGCAGCGCAGCCUGCUAGAGGUACUGUCCGACUGCAGCCGUUGUGUGGUGUACGAGAUGAUGGCCUCGCGUCCUGUGCAGCAGGGUUCUGCGCCCGCCUCAGCAGCAGCAGCAGCAGCUGCUGCUGCUGCUGCUGCUGCACGGACAGGCUUCCGCGUCUCGCAUGGAAGCCGCACCUCCGUCACCAUCAGACAGUCAAUCCUGCCUGCUGCUGACAGUGAGGCGCAGCAGCAGCAGCAGCUGCUGCAGCAGCAGCAAGACGAUCUCAGCGGCGCGGGGCUGCAGCAGGAGACAGUUCUCUCGCUGUGGAGGACCCCAUCAGAGGCUCUGCUGCGGGAACAGAGGCAGCACCAGCAGCAGCUGCGCCUCAGCAGCAGCAGCACCGGGAAUAUCGGCAGCAGCAGCAACGGCAGCAGCAGCAGGGGCCACUGCGCCUUCCGGCGGCCCUCAACUAUUUACCCGCCUCUCUUCAGACGCAGCAGCAGCACCCUUGGCCGUCAGGGCAGCAGCAGCAGCAGCUUGGCCGUGCUAGCAACUCCCAGCUUGCUGUUAGCGCCUGAGCAGCAGCAACAGCAGCAGCAGCAGCAGCAGCAGCAAAGACGGCGCCGCACUGCCAUUGACUUCGGGCUGGCUGACCUGCGCGAAGCCACUGUGCAGCUGCGUGGAUAUCCCGCAGGAGAAUCUUUCUCCGCAGCUUUCCAGCAGCAGCAGCAACAGCAACAACAGCAGCAGCAACAGCGGCAGCAGCAGCAGCAGCAUCUGGCUGCAUCUGCAAGGGAGCCUGCUGCUGCAGGGCCUGCUUUUGGCGUUGGUUCACCGGAGGCACUUCAAGCAGCUCCAGCAGCGACUGCAGCAAAUUUGUUGCAGCAGCAGGAGCAGCAUGUAUCGCUGCCUCAAGAAGCAGCCGGCCCGCCUGCUGCAGCUGCAGCACCAGCCUCCGCUGCAGCUGCCUCUGCCGAAGCUCCCGCUGCUGGCGCAGCAGCUGCAGCACAGGAUGCAAAAGCGCCUGUCGCUGGGGCGCCCACAGAAACAGCAGUAGCAGCAACAGUAGCAGGCGCAACGGCCGGGCCGGCCGCUGCAGCAGCAGCAGCAGCAGCAGCAGUGGCAGCAAGGCCAGCAGCAGCAGCAACAGCAGCAGUAGCACUGGGGCAGCUAGAAGAACCCAGCGACUCUGGGGAAGAACAAGGCAUCCGAACUCCCCGUGUAGAGGAGAGUGGCUUGUCGCCGCUGCUGGGCCGUCUGAGUAUUCAGAACUUUAACUGCUGCAGCAGCAGCAGCAGCAACAGCAGCAGCCCCGCAAGGUCACCCAGCCCCUCGCAGCAAGACAAACGAAUGCGCCAGCUCAGAAACUUCGAGCGCCAGCAGCAGCGGGCACUCGAGGAAGAGUGCAGGCAAAGGGUCAGCCCUUUUGCUGCGCUGCAGCAGCAGCAGCAGCAGCAGCAAAGAAAGCAGCAGCAAGCAUCACCUGCAGCCACUUCAGCUGCCCCCAAAAUACCAACCCCUUUCCCCAACAUGCGGGCUAUACCGCAGCGCAGCGUGCAGCAUAUGCCCAGUGCUGCAGAUGCAUCACAGCAGCAGCAGCAGCAGCAGCAGGCUACGGAGUCGCCGUUUGCUUUUCUGUCAUCUUGUGCUGCUCUAGCAAGAAGGCGAAGGCCCUCAUCUGCUUUUGCGAGGGCCUCUCCGCUGGCCAGUGCUGGCGCUGGGUUUGCUGCUGUUGGUUCUGCUGCUACUGCUGCAGAUGGCAGUACAAGCAGCAGCAGCAGCAGCAGCACCAGCACCAGCAAGAUUUUCCGCCCGAGAUCUUCGGAGCUGACCCCUAUUUUGGGUCGCAUGAGUCUCGCUGAGCCCUCAGACACAGAGAGCGAUGAUAGCGGCGAGCAGCAGCAGCAGCAGCAGCAGCAGCCGCAGCCGCAGCAGCUACAACAGCAGCAGCAGCAGCAGCAGCAGCAGCAGCAGGCUAACCUUUUGGCUGCGUCUGCAGCCAACAAGCUGGCCUACACAGCAGCUAGCAGCAGCCCCCAGCCAAAGGCCAAGGCGCAGCGCCGCAGGGGUCAACCCCCCUCUGUUUCUCGACUCCCCAAGGCAGCAGCGGCCAGCAGCAGCAGCAGCAGCAGCAGCAGCAGCAGCAGCAGCAGCCAGCUCAGCAGCAACGGCGGUGCCAGCAGCAGCUCCGUUCUCAGGGGCCCCAUCAGGGCCAUCGGCAAAGGCCGUGCUGCAGCAGCGAGGCGAGAGGCCCCAUAUCGUCGCCCGUGGGCCCCCACGCGAAGGCAACAGUCUCCAACCCCCCCAACUGCUGCUGCUGCUGCUGAUGCUGAUGCUGGACAAGGUACUGCGGCUGCGCCGCGUAAGGCUGCAGCAGGCGCCGGCAGGCAGAGGCCAGCUGGAGCAGGCAGAAGUGCAGCAGCAGCAGGAGCUGCAGCAACGCAGGAGUCCGCAGCGCUAGGUAAAGCUGCAGCAUCGUCGAAAAACAGCAGCAGCAGCAGCAGCAGCAUCAGGUCCGCGGGUCGAGGCAGCAGCGCGAGAGGGGCCUCUUGUGCUUCUUCUCAGAGACAGCGGCAGCAGCUGCCGCUGCAGCACCCCCGAAGAGCAGGCUCUAGCAGCAAUCUUCUAAAAGCUGGCAGCAUCAGCAGCAGCUGCAGCAGCCUCCCAGCCAGCAGCCAGGGCUCUGCUGCUGGCAGCCGCAGCAGCCUCAGGGCCAUUGGCAUGCUGGAGCGUAAACGGAAGCAGAGCAGCAGCCGCAGCGCCAGCAGCAGCAGCAGCAGCAGCAGUGCUGGCCCCGCCUCAAAGGCCCGCCUCUGUCGCCUGCAGUCUUCCGGCUCUUCUAUCCAGAGCAGCAGCAGCAGCUCGGACCUGCUGCGCCCCAAUAGCAAGAGCAGCAGCAACAGCCGCAGCAGCAGCAGCAUCGGCAAAGCAGCAGCAGCUCACCAGCUGAGUCAGACCCCACAGCCCAGGAGGCCCCCAGGCGCCUCUGUGGCUUCUGCGCGCCACAAGCCUGCUGCUGCCACGAACACCAGAAACUUACUUGCCAGCAGCAGAAGCAGCAGCAGCAGCAGCAGCGCCGUUACCAGCAACAACAGCAGAAACAGAAGCUCCAGUGCCGCGGCCAGGAGCAGAGCUGGCGUUGCUGCUGCUGGAAAGACACAAGGCGCCACUGCUGCCCGUCGAAUGCAUUCUUUGCCCAGCAGCAGCAGCAGCAGCAGCAGCAGCAAUGGCGGUAGAAGCGUAGCAGCCAAGGCAUCUUCGAUACCAAACAAGGUAGACCGAAGCCAGAAACCGACGGCAGCAGCAGCAGCAGCAGGUCAGAACGCCAGUAGCAACUUAGAGGGGUCCCAGCCCACUCCCCGCAACACUGCCCCACGGGGGGCCCCCUAG